Molecule: messenger RNA, 1413 nt
Organism: Sorghum bicolor (sorghum)
Lineage: Eukaryota; Viridiplantae; Streptophyta; Magnoliopsida; Poales; Poaceae
Product: NAC domain-containing protein 100
Exons: 3
Coding region: 133-1041 (302 amino acids)
Biological process (GO): regulation of DNA-templated transcription
Molecular function (GO): DNA binding
Source: RefSeq, a predicted model, not a curated record
UAUAACAGAGUUCUCUCGCAACCAACUCCGGUCAUCACACACACAGACACACACUGGAAUCGAUCGGAUAAAGCAGGUCAGGCUUAGCUUUGCAGCUAGCAGGGUUAUUGGACCCAUAUCGUCGAUCGAUCCAUGGCACUGAGGGAGAUCGAGUCGACGUUGCCACCGGGGUUCAGGUUCUACCCCAGCGACGAGGAGCUGGUGUGCCACUACCUCCACAAGAAGGUGGCCAACGAGCGCAUCGCGCAGGGGACGCUCGUCGAGGUCGACCUGCACGCGCGCGAGCCCUGGGAGCUCCCAGAGGUGGCGAAGCUGACGGCCACCGAGUGGUACUUCUUCAGCUUCCGGGACCGCAAGUACGCGACGGGGUCGCGCACCAACCGCGCCACCAAGACGGGCUACUGGAAGGCCACGGGCAAGGACCGCGAGGUGCGCAGCAGCAGCAGCAGCGGCGCCGUCGUCGGCAUGCGCAAGACGCUCGUCUUCUACCGGGGCAGAGCCCCCAACGGCGUCAAGUCCGGCUGGGUCAUGCACGAGUUCCGCCUCGACACCCCGCAUUCGCCACCGAGGGAGGACUGGGUGCUGUGCAGGGUGUUCCAGAAGACGAAAGGCGACGGCGGCGACGGCCAAGACGGCGACUACUCCUCCUCCUCGCCCGCCUUUGCCGGCACGUCGCAAGCCAUGCCGGACCCGGACUACUAUUCCGCGGCGUCGUCAGCAGGAUCAGGCUACUACGGCCUCGCAUUUGCGCCGCCGCCGCCGCAGCAGCAGGAGGAGGUGGCGGCGCCCGUGCUUCCACAGUAUUACUACGGCGGCACGGUCGACGUCGACCACCACCACCACCACCACGGCUUCACGCGAGACGACAACGUGGGCGCCGCGUUGCCAGGGUUCGGCGGCGCGAUGAUGAGGGGAUCAUCAGUCGCCGCCGGCGGUGAUCAGUACGGGUUUGGAUACUUUGACAUGGGCGGGGGCGGCUUUGAUGACAUGGCCAGCUUUGGUGGUGGAGACAUGGACUUCGUCCCUCAAGUGUGGAGCUAGCUGAUUGUGCAAACAUCGCCCGGACGUAUACAACGUCCUCUUGAAGAAGAAGACGUUACAUUGUUAUUACUGGAUCAAUUAAAUUUAUUAAUUGUUUAAUACACAUGGGGUUUGGCAGGUAGAUUUAGCUAUAGAUUGGGUUUGAAUUAAAUGUUAUUGUGAGCUAGCUUGACAAAGGUUCAUUACGUGAAAAAUCAAAUGUAAAUUAAUUGGGAGAUCCUUUAUUUGUUUUCUAAAUUAUCAAGUAUAUAUAUAUACUAAUUGAUUAUUGUGGAUGUAAAAUACAGUACGUGUAUAUCAUUCGUCUUUUGUUUUUCUUGAGGAGAGGAGUGGGGUGUCAUGUACUCAUGUGUGGUGACAAUCAUAAUUCUG